Messenger RNA from Plectropomus leopardus (leopard coralgrouper), 6508 nucleotides. RefSeq names its product dual specificity phosphatase 4 (gene dusp4). Gene Ontology annotation, molecular function: MAP kinase tyrosine/serine/threonine phosphatase activity. Gene Ontology annotation, cellular component: cytoplasm; nucleus. The record is from RefSeq and is a predicted model, not a curated record. NCBI's taxonomy places the organism in Eukaryota, Metazoa, Chordata, Actinopteri, Perciformes, Serranidae. Gene Ontology annotation, biological process: negative regulation of MAPK cascade; protein dephosphorylation; endoderm formation.
AUGGAUGACGGCAUGCGGGCGAGGGAUGUGAGGGGAUGAAUGGAUGGACACGGGAGAGCAGAGGGAGGGAGGGAUGACAUCAGUGCAGAGUCUGUUUUCAGCCAAUCCCCUCACAGCCCCCUGCCUGCUUUCUCCGCCCUCCCACACCUCUCCGUUGUUGCUACGGCAGCAGCACCAUCCCGUCUGUGUGAGGCAUUGUUUAGGGUUGGUAGUAAUGCGGCGUGGUUGGUGUGUGUUUAUAUGGGACACCAGAGGCUGCAGUCCACAAGUAAUCACCUCUUUUUUCUUACUCAAUCAUCCAGCCCUCAUCUUCCCUCCUCCCUUGCUCUAGUUGUCAUUCCUCAUCUCCUCCUGCACUUUAUCCCUGUUUUCGUCAUUGUCUCAUCUUCCAUCUUCCAUCUCACCUCUCUGUCUUCAAGGUCCUUUCAUUCAUGCUUUGUUCUUGCUGCAGUCUUUCUGCCAAGUAUUCACACUUUAUGUUUACAUGCAGCAAACUUGACAUACACAUUUACAUGCACAAAGGAUAUUACAGUGUAUAUCAUAUUACGUUUUCUGCAUGGUCACUUUUUUUUACUUGGAAAAUGUGGAUAUAUUGCACAAAAUUUGGUCCAAAAGGCAUGUGAAUCCACAGACAAAGGCACUUUUCUCCACACAGGGCAGGUUGGGUCACUGAAUCGUCUGAUGAGAAUGAUGUAGUCUGACUCACCACAUGUAGACUGUAGCUAUAAACCUGCCAUUGGUCGCCUAUUUAGACCUUCUUUCUGCCUCCCUUAUGCUAUCUACAUGUUGCCAUUUUCAAAAUCGGCUUCACUAGAGGAAAUAUUGAAAAAAAAAUGGUAAGCUCUGAAAGAUUUCGAUCAUGAAAUGAUAAUAAUGUCUGCUUUUUUCUUUCGGUGAAUUGUUGUAAAUAUCUACAAUGAUCAAAAAAACUUGUAAACGCACCUCAACAAACCCCAGAGUUUGCCUCGCAGGACUCUCAUGCUCGUUUAUCCAUUUUCUGACAUGACCAAUCAGAGUUUAUUUGCCAAGAGUUUAUUUUCUGAUAUGGUGGCGACAUCCCACAUUGACUUCACAAAUGCACCGAUCUGUUCCACUUCUCACAAGCUUCUCUGAUAUAGUCGUACUAAUUUACAGGUUUUUGGGGCCUAUUUUUUGGAAGAGAAUUAGCCAUUUUGUUGACAGUGCUUACCACCGAGUAUACAAAGCAAGUCCCUCCGCUUCACUAUUUUACAAGAGCACCGUCACUGCAUCCAGACAGCGAUUGGCUUAAAGCAAUACAAACAAGCCAGAGCAUUUUUUUCCCCCAUAACAGAAUGAUAACGUGCGCUUCCACCUGACAGAAUUCCCUACUCCACAUUAAAUAACAUUUAUACAGGAAGUAGUCUAUUUCGAUAGGUAUUUGUACCUGACAGAAUUACCUACUCCACAUUUAAUUUUAUUUAUAGAGGAAGAAGUUCACUCUGACAGAUAUUUGUACUUGACAGAAUGACACACGGUAGUCCAUUCAGAUAGAUAUUCAUAGAUAAUAUUAGACAAUGUCAUAUAAUACAAAAAGGGACUGCUUCCGUUUUCAUAGAAAUAUCUACAAAUAUGUAUCAUAUUAUAUUUUAACAUGCAACAUUUCCUCUUUUGUGGUUUGGCUUUUGCUUACUGUUGAGUCUUGACAGACUUUUUAUUUUUUCUAUACCGUGUCAGACAGGAAGCAUAAGAAUUUCAGCAGUUUCAUUCUGAUCAUCUGCUAACAAGUAUCAUGUGGAUAUUGCUGUCAGUUCAUAUUUGUAUUACAUAAGUUACGUCUUUGAAUAUUCAUUAAUAAUUCAGAUAUAAAAAACAAAAGUUGAGCAUAAAGGUCUGUAGACAAAACAUUCACAGAUCCAUAUGGCCAUUUCCUGUAUGUAAACACAUACUUUUAUGUUUUCCCACAUAGGCCCAGUCAUAAAAAAAAAUCUGAGAAUAGGACAGUAUGAAAUAUAUCAUUUGUUAUGUAGUCUGAUUAUCUGUCUGUCUCUUUCAGCUGGAGUGUCUGCCUAUUUUGCAGCCAGUCUGUUUGUGUCAGGGUGUCUGCGUUUCAUCUGCUGCUGUGCUGCUCUCUUUGCUCUCGUAACCAUGGAAAUGGGAUCAACAUGCAAAUACCUGAGCACGUUCGCUAAGGCUGUGUGAUAGGAGAUGCAAAUUGUGUUUCCGCUUGUAGGAUUACACACCCACACACACAGAUGCACACUCAUACGUAUACGCACGCACACACAAACGUUACUCUGAGCACGUAAGCACACCCACCUGCAGUCCAGCACAUUUCUCAGAACAUUAAACCACAGACAUAUUUAGUACAGUAGGUGAAGGAGCAGUGCUCAACCUUAAAUACACACAUUAACAACAGUGUGUAGGAUUUAAGGGCAUCCAAUGGCGGAAAUGGUAGCCUAUAUAAUAUUCAUAGCUAGGUUUUCUUUAGUGUAUAAUCACCUGAAACUAAGAAUUGUUGUGUUUUUGUCACCUUAGAAUUAGCUGUUUAAAGCUCCUUAUGGAGCAGGUCCUCUUCCAUUGAGUCUGCCAUGUUGGAGCUCAGAACGGACAAACCAGCCAUUGGCUGUAUUUAGGGCCACUCACAUUUCAUGACGGUCACUGUAGUUGUUCUACAUCCAUGGCACAUGGGGGAGAAAUUUUAGUUCUGCAACCUCACCUAGAUGCCACUAAAUCCUAUACAUAGGAUUUAGCUAAAACCUACAGCUAAAACCUAUAUUUGGGGGGAAUUUUCAGUGUCACUCCCUGGACUUCCUGCACUCUGGUGAAUAUAUCUAGCAAUGUUACCUUUUCCUCAUCAAUUAAUAGUAAAAAUAGCUUUAAUUUUGUCUAAAUAAAAGUCCUCUGUACUUAAAUGUUUUUAUUGGGGGGUACAAAUAUGCAUAGAAAUAGGGUGACAUUUUGCAACAGCUAAGCUUUACAAUGAAUGUCUUAUCAAUGAAUACACAAAAUAACCCAAAAGCGAUGCAUAUUUGUUUCUGAAAAGGCAUCUGAUAAGGAAAAAAAGGUCACAUGGAUGUGAGAUAAUAGAACAGGGUGUAGCAUCACAUAUGAACCACAAUAACUAAAAAGUGAAAUGACAGCAUUCUUGCAUACAAUUAGCUAAGGUUAUAAAAUUCUAAAAACAAAUACUAUACUAUACUAUAUACUACAAGUACUAUUCCAAUAUCUUUAAUUGGGUGUAACUGUGCAUCAAAUUACUAUGAAACAAUUUAAUACUCGUCUCACCCUUUUGAAAAAUGUAAAAAUCAUGCAUCUAUGCCUAUGAUUUUUACAGUGAUUUGAUCCACUUUCAUAUUGAAAAUAUUUAUCAAUGAAUGUUUAAAGACUUGAAUAAAGCACGAAAAUAAAAUAGGAAAAAAAAUGGCGCAUCUCUAUUUAAAAAAAAUAGAGCUCAUUCUUUUAUUUUUUCAAGAAACUAUCUUUCAAAUGUGGUCAUGAGCUGGUUAAAGCAUGGCUUGUGCUAAACUCCACUGUACGCCUCAUGGAGUCUAAUCUCCAUCCCUAUCGCCUCUCCUUUCAUUGAUGUCUGUCUUUUUUUAUGAAUGAACGGCAGAGGAGGAAAGGGGACGGGAAACUGGAUGCUUUGUGAUUGGCUGCUAUCGCUUGACGUCACCUCCGCCGUGACGCUAUGCACCCAUUCACAAAAAAAAAGGGAAAAUAGAGAAACAAUCUUGAGAAGCAACACUCGGAGAGGGAGAGGGAGACAGAGAGAGGUGACCGGAGUGAAUGUGAGGAGUAGUGCGGUUACAAUGCGCGGAUAGAGGACAAACGGAGUCCACCGCAGGAUCCGGUGGGGGCGCAGCGAGAGAGACAGACAGCCGACAGUGAAACCGAGACACACAGAGCACUGAAACGACGUACGAUGGAGGACCUGGGCGAGAUGGACUGCCCGGUGGUGAAGCGGUUCCUAAAGGACGACAGCGCCAAGUGCCUGCUGCUGGACUGCCGCUCCUUCCUCGCCUUCAACGCGGGGCACAUCCGCGGCGCCGUCAACGCCCGCUGUAACACCAUCGUCCGCCGCAGGGCCAAGGGCUCCGUGCUCAGCCUAGACCAGAUACUGGCCGGGGACGAGGAGGUCCGGGGCCGCCUCCGCUCCGGGAUGUACUCCGCCGUGGUGCUGUACGACGAGAGGACGCCGGACUCCGAGACGGUGAAGGAGGACAGCACAUUGACUCUGGUGCUCAACGCGGUGUGCAGACACUCCUCUGGCUCACAAAUAUACCUACUUAAAGGUGGAUACGACAGGUUUUUCUCAGAGUACCCAGAGUUUUGUAUAAAGACCAAAUCCUUACCAACGCUCACCAGCCAGUCCAGCAUCGACUCUGCCUGCUCGUCUUGUGGGACGCCACACCAUGACCAGGGAGGUCCUGUUGAGAUCCUCCCAUUUCUCUACCUUGGCAGUGCCCUGCAUGCCUCAAAGAAAGAGGUUCUGGACGCCAUAGGAAUCUCCGCCUUGCUGAACGUGUCUGCCGACUGUCCCAACCAUUUUGAGGGGGCGUACCAGUACAAAUGUAUUCCCGUGGAGGACAACCAUAAAGAAGACAUCAGCUGCUGGUUCCUGGAGGCUAUUGAGUUCAUAGAUUCAGUACGGGACUCCAGUGGGCGAGUGCUGGUCCACUGUCAAGCAGGCAUCUCCCGCUCUGCCACCAUCUGCCUGGCUUACCUAAUGAAAAGGAAGCGGGUGCGUCUGGACGAAGCCUUUGAGUUUGUGCGCCGUCGUCGCAGCAUAAUUUCCCCUAACUUUAGCUUCAUGGGCCAGCUGCUGCAGUUCGAAUCGCAGCUCCUCGCCACCUCAUGCGCAGCCGAAGCGGCUGCCACAGCGAGCCCGCUGCUGGGACCCAAAUCCUCAACGACAACCACUGCAAAGACGACCACGCCCACCUCUCCGUUCAUUUUCAAUUUCCCAGUUUCAGUGGUGAACCCUGCCUACCUGCACCACAGCCCGAUCACGACCUCCCCCGGCUGCUGAUGGACAGCCAAUCACAGCCAAGUAACUAACUCAGCGCAGACUGGGCUACCAUUGGCUGGAAGAGCUGUCAGUCUUACUGGCCGCUGCAGUAUGUACAUGCUUCCAGGGUGGGGAGGUGAGAAGCGUCAAGGUGCCUGAUUAAAAACUGAAAGACUGAAAAAAAACCUUUUUAAAGUUCAGAAACCAGCCAACGCUCCUUCCAUUUUAACACAAGAUUUCUUCAAACUGACCAAAAAUGAACUGGCUUUCAAAACUUGUUUCAGAGUUGGGACAGAGUGUUGGACAGACGUUAACUGACGAUACACCUUCUUCCUUUAAAAACAACAACAUGCACAGGGACAGACUGACACACAAACACUGACACAGAGAGGCAUGUGCAGCAACUUGCUUUCCGCCUCUCUCUCUCACACACACACACACAUUCAUGACUACCAACUGAAUAAGCUCAGUAUGAAGACUGUUGCUAUGGAGACAACAGGUCUUUAGGAGAGGAGAUGGACACAGGAAGGAAGGAGGAAUUUUAAGCACCCGCUCUUUCCCCUUUGGGUGUCCCUCCUGUUGCCAGACAAAAGAGAUGGAUGGAAAAAAGAGGGGAGGAGACGGUGAUAGAAAGCAGGAGCCUCUUCAGUGACAGGUGCUCUGACCGGAGCUUCCUGUCUUUCAUACGUCCUCUUCCUCUCACCCCACACCUUCCUCUCCUCUCAUCUCCUUUUCAUCCUUUUAUAUUCCUUCCUCCUCCUCUCAUCUCAUUUUCACCCCGUCCGCCCCCUCUCCUCUGCUCCUCAUCUCCUCACUGAAGAGGCUAAAUAAAUAAAAUAAGAAGCAAAAUAAAGGCCAGGGCCCUUGGAAACAGAGUGGGAAACCCCACUGCAGGCCCCUGAUACACACCGUAGGAAACCCCUUCUGGUACAUCACUAAAAAGUUGUUAUGGAUGAAAGGGCUGAAAGGAAAAGCUGUGAGAGAAUGACGUCAUUACAAAAAUUAGGUUUGGCUGAAAAAAGGAGGAAAAACAUUUUGAGCACAGUGGCUCUGGAAGAUAGCUGCUUGAAGGACCAUUCUGCUGGUUUGUUUAAAUGCAUUAUAAAUGAUUUAUUUUAACUCUUGUCACAGCAAACACAACUUUAACUUUCUAUUCUGUUUUGCACGUUUAUUAUACCAGAUGAACUGACUCCGAUAGCAGGCUUUAGAUUUUUUUUUUAGGAUAAUUGGCUUAAACAUGCAUCACCAGCGACUUGUCCUUUAAGAUGUUUGUGCCUUGUUCACAAAGGUAUCCUGUGGAUUUAGGCAUGCUGCUAGAAAGCAUUGCUGAAUGUUAGUCAGACUUAAAGAAAAAACAAAAAAAACAGAGCUCAGCAUUUCAGCAGCGCAGUACAGACUAUUAUUCCACAUUUUCAAAAGAACAAAAGCUUCUGUGUUUAUCUCUCACACUCACAGAUGGACACAAACACAUAAUAGACUGAUUUUGAAAAAGUCCAUAUUAGACAUUACAAUGAGAAAUAUAUAUUUUUAAUAUACUGA